GUGAGGGUCGAAACAUGACGCAAGACUUUGUCACGAUUUGGGAUAAAUAAAUAGUGAGAGUCGCAUAUGUACAUUGUGUUCAGUUUGCUUGAUUCUCUCCAAGUUUAACUUGUAAAUAAUUAAAAUUUGAAGAAAUAUUUUAAAAAUGAAAUACGCCACGAUUUUUUUGACCGUUUUUCUCUUGGGGGUCAGUUGUUGCGUUGGAGAGGAAGGACUUUUCGAAAGUUUGGGACAAAUCGGAAAUAAAACGUUUUUCAAGUCGGCGACUACGGAGUCGAUUUGGGGGGCAUCGUCGGGAUGCAGGGCGGAGGGAAUGGAGAUGGCGUCGAUUGAGACUGCAGAGGAAAAUAACUUUCUACUAUCACACUCCAGCAUUGGAUUGUUCGUUAGUUACUGGACUUCCGCUAUCGUGAUUAACACGGGUGAAGAUAUGAAAUGGCACUACAGCGGGACUCCGGUGGAUUUAAGCUUCAUGGAAAUCCCGGGAAGUUACAUCACAGCUGGUGUGAUUUUUAAUCGGCUAAAUCGUAACUGGAGACUGAUCACGAUUCACAGCGGGAUUGGUGAGACAAGACAUCCUUAUUUGUGCGAAGCGGUUGUUGGGCGGGAAAGCGGGGCGGGAGAGAGGAAAUUGAAAGAAACUUCGCCAUCUAGACCAGCUGGUCCAAUAAUUAUGGAAUCUGAGAAUUCGGGCGUACUUGAUGUCCAACUUUUGGGGCAAGUUGGGAACAAAGAGUAUCACGUGGAUUUGACUUCACAGCUGACCUGGAAUGAGUCCCGCCACACUUGUGAAGGGCUUGGGAUGCAACUCGCCGAGAUUGUGACCGUUGACGAGAGCAAUUUCCUUAAGACCCAUGUCCUCCUGGAACAAUGGCAUCGAUUUUGGGUGGCUGCACGCGUCUUCACGUAUCCGACCGACUUGACCUGGGGGAAUGGACAGCCGAUCGACUACACUUUGGGGCAAAUGGACCCCACCGACCUAUAUUUUAGAAAUGCGCUGACCUUCGUCGGUGUCGAGGGGGACGGCUAUUUUGAACCGGAAUCCACUCGAAGGCCCUUCCUCUGUCAGAAAAUAGUGGGAAGGGACCAAUAAAAAUUUGGAAAUUUUUCUAGAAAAGGGUUACUUCCAUUAUAAAGAAGUAACUUCCAUAAUAUCCAUAUUUAUGGAAAUUUGUCUCAAAAUUUUGAACCAGGUAGAUAUGUAAGAAAUUGUUACAAAAUAAAGGAAUAUUUGAAUCUUAGCACAUGCUAAAUACAAA
Messenger RNA from Folsomia candida, 1259 nucleotides. RefSeq lists its product as uncharacterized. NCBI's taxonomy places the organism in Eukaryota, Metazoa, Arthropoda, Collembola, Entomobryomorpha, Isotomidae. Gene Ontology annotation, cellular component: external side of plasma membrane. The coding region runs from base 146 to 1093 and encodes 315 amino acids. The record is from RefSeq and is a predicted model, not a curated record. Gene Ontology annotation, biological process: biological process involved in interspecies interaction between organisms. Gene Ontology annotation, molecular function: carbohydrate binding. The transcript is spliced from 5 exons.